Rotaria sp. Silwood1 is the source of this 2541-nucleotide messenger RNA. NCBI's taxonomy places the organism in Eukaryota, Metazoa, Rotifera, Eurotatoria, Philodinida, Philodinidae. The record is from the annotation of a GenBank genome assembly.
AUGUCAUUAAACUAUGCAAGAGAAUUAUUAAAAAUAAGUAUAAGUCAAUUAUGUGAUGCUAUUGGAUUUGAUACAACAUCUGAAAUAGCUCUUGAUAUAUUAGUUGAUAUUUGUGAAAGACAAUUUCAAUAUUUAUCUAAACAAACAUCAAAUAUAAUUCAAUUAAAUAAUAAUUCAAAUGUUAAUUUAAUUGAUUUAUUAACAAUUAUUAUUGAUAAUAAUCAAAAUAAUUUUAAUAAUAUACAUAAAUAUAUGUUAUUAUUUAAAUCAUUACCAUUUUCACAAGAUAUUAUUCAAUUUCCAUUUAAAAAACGAAAUCAAUUUUAUUUAAGAAUUCCACCGAAAGAUUCACAAGAAAUUAUUCAACGUGAUCAAAAUCAAUCAACUGAUUAUAUUUAUGAUUGGUUACCACUUUUUCCUGAUCAAGAAACACCAGAACAUUCAACAACUCUCAAUAUUGAUACUCAUUUUGAUGCUACUAUUUAUCAUGAUCAACAAAAAAAAAUUGACAAAUCUGAGUCUCAUCAUCCUUUAACACUUUUAUCAUUCUUAAGUAAAAAUGGUGAUGAAACAACAACAACAACAAUGCCUAUUGGAAAACGACCUAAUCAAUCAUUACCAUCAGUUCUUUAUCGUCCACGACGUAUUAUUGAAAUGGAAGCUGCUGUUGCUGCUGCUGCUGCAGCUGCAGCUGAAAAAGCAAAAAAAGAACAACUUGAAAAGGAAAAUAAUGAAAAAGAUCAACAAGGUCCACCAAUUCGUGUAACUAUACCAAAAGCUUUAGUUGUUAAUGAUAAACCUUCAUUACCAACUAAAAAAUUUCCACCAUCACAAACAGUACCAUCACUAUCAACAAUAACAACAACAGCAACACCACCACCACCAUCAUUAUCACUACCACCGCCACUCCUACCACCACCACCACCACCACCAUCAUCAUCAACAACAAUUGAUGGAACAAUGACUAAAAAAGUGGGAAGUUCAUCUGUAUUAUAUCCACAUAGUCCAUCAAUUAAUGUUGGAAAAAAAUCAGUUGUUAGUCCACCAAUAAAUCAAUCAAAUGAAUUGCCAGAAACAUUAUUAAAUAUUGAUAAAAAUAAUGAUACUGUACUUGAUUUAUCAAUUAAACCACCAUUACCAACACCAACAGCAAAAGUUCCAACAUUAAUAUUAAAUAUUAAAAAUGUUCCUAAUCCUCAAAUAACAAAUAAUUCUGAAACACCACCAACUGCUACAAAGAAAUUUCAACGAUCAAUAAAAAGUACUAAGCCAUUGUCUAGCACACGUGAGAAAAUAAAUUUAAAAAUUCGAACACCAUCAUUACCAUUAUUUAAUACAAAUGAAACGAAUUCAAUGAUAAGUCCUCCUGUUAGUCUUCCAAAUGAAAAUCGAAUAAAUCAAAUUGAAAAUUCAAUUAAUAUUAAUAAAUUUUUAAUUGAUACAAAUAUUCAUUUAAAUCAAUCAUCAACAUUAACAUCAAUUUCAUCACAAAAUCAAUCAAAUGAAGAAGAAAAAAAAAAGAAAAAAAAGAAAAAACAUCAUCAUGAACAAGAUAAUAAACAAGAUAAAAAAAUUAAAAAAGAACAAGAAAAUCAAUUUAAUGAACAACAACAACAAAAUAUCAAAAUGGAUAUUGAUUCAAUUCCAUCAUCAACAAAUAUUCCAAUAACAAAUCAAUCAGGUGGAGGAACAAUUCGUUUAAAAAUAAAAUUAGGAAAACCAUCAAAUUCAACUAAUUCUCUUCAAACAACUAAAUCUGAUGAUCAAUUUAAUUCAAAUGAUAAUGAACAACGUUCUCAUACAGAAUUAAAAACAAGUCCAAUACGUUUAACAUUACCUGUAUCAUCAUCAUCAUCAUCAAUAAAUGCAACAAUAUCAUCACCACCUGUUUCAAAUCGUCAAGGAAUUAUUUCAAAUAUAAAUCGAACACCACAUAGAAGAAAAUCUGGAAAAGUAAAACGUGUUCCACCAAAAACUGAAAUAAAUAAUAUUAAUAAAAUAAAUUCAACAUCAAAUAUAAGUUUACAUGAAGAUAAUACUGUUUCAAUUGAUGAUCUUCCACUUGGAGAACGUACAUCACCUAAUAAAUCAAUAUUAAAUCAUAUUCAAACUAAUUUAUCACAACAAAUUACAUCAACACCUAUUAAAAAAAAACAAAAUACUAAUAAAAAAAAACAAAAUACUAAACGAGCAAAUAAUAUUGUUGGAGUUGCUGUUAUUGAAGAACGACGUAUUGAUCAUGAUUCUCAAGAAAAGAUCUGGAUAUGUCCAUCUUGUAAUAGACCAGAUAAUGGACAAGAAGCAAUGAUAGCAUGUGAUUUAUGUGAUGAUUGGUAUCAUUGGGAAUGUGUUGGUAUUGUUGAAGAACCUCCCGAAUCAAUUCCAUGGUUUUGUCCAAAAUGUCAUCGAUCAAAUUCUUCAACAGCAUCAGCACAAGGAAUAAAACCAUCAGCAUCAAGUAAAGCAAAACGAAAACGAGCUUCAGCUCUUUAUCAACAAAAACAACAACAACAUCCCCAACAACAAUUUACAUUAAUCUAG